AAUGAUUUCAGAGGUACAUAUUGGUGCUUGCAGCUAAAAAAAUUAGAAAGUCUCAGACUCUGUGUGUUGUUCAAAGUAAAUAAAGAUAAGGGUUGACUCCAAAUAGCACCCAUAUGUUGCCUAAAUAUAUCGGAUGAUGCAAUUACGUAAGCACACUGAUCAACCCACCUCUACUCGUCGUUUAAAACGCAGCCUCUCCCUGCAGCUUUGCACUGCAUGCCAACUGUCUGCCACCACAGCCCAGGUCCAGCCGUCCACCUCCACUGGAACCAUGCAGUCUCCUGAAGCCAAGUUCAACAGAAACAGCUUGUUCCUGACGCUGAAGAGCUACAGCUCGGCCGUCAGCGACAUGGAGAAGACCAUCCUCUUGCCAAGCCUGCUGCGAGACGUCCCUUCCGACUGUGAGGCAGCGGACGAGACCUGCAGAGAUCUCUAUGCCAACUACAUGAUGCUGAAGGCCAUUCGAAACACAGCGGAGAGCAGCCUGGUGAGCCUGGAUGAUCACAAGACGAAGAACACCAACACCACCACCACCAAGGCCCUGGAACCUUUCCUGGACGCCGACUCUGAAGCAUUAUUUCUCUUCCAUCUGAGAGGACUGUUUUCUGUGAUGAGCGACCUCACAAAGAAGACCCGGAGCCUCACAGAGAAAUACUUGGACAUACUCGGAUUGACAAACUAAUGUCAAAGCAUUUGUCUGUGGACAUUAAGCCACGUGUUUCUCACGGCUGCAGGUUUUAAGCGAGCUGAAAGUUUAAACUUACUGAAUAUGGAAUAAAUGUACUUGGGCAAAACUGA
Messenger RNA from Fundulus heteroclitus (mummichog), 798 nucleotides. It is a transcript of the gene thrsp, whose product is annotated as thyroid hormone responsive. The record is from RefSeq and is a predicted model, not a curated record. Lineage: Eukaryota; Metazoa; Chordata; Actinopteri; Cyprinodontiformes; Fundulidae. The transcript has a single exon. The coding region runs from base 134 to 682 and encodes 182 amino acids. Gene Ontology annotation, biological process: regulation of lipid biosynthetic process. Gene Ontology annotation, cellular component: cytosol.